Entelurus aequoreus (snake pipefish) is the source of this 1599-nucleotide messenger RNA. RefSeq names its product FUN14 domain-containing protein 1. Gene Ontology annotation, biological process: autophagy of mitochondrion. The transcript has 5 exons. Lineage: Eukaryota; Metazoa; Chordata; Actinopteri; Syngnathiformes; Syngnathidae. The record is from RefSeq and is a predicted model, not a curated record. Bases 464 to 985 code for a protein of 173 amino acids. Gene Ontology annotation, cellular component: mitochondrial outer membrane.
CAAGCUGGCUAGCCGCUUUUGGGAGACGAUUCCCCGCCGUGCGAAUAUGCUUGAUACCGAGCAUGGAGUCGUCAAUGGCGACUAAGUUGACUAUACCUUCAUCAACAAGGCCUUCGUUCUGGCGCCAUCUUCAUGGAGCUUCUGAAAUCCAAACAUUGAGCUACAAGCAAAAAAAAAAAAAAGACAACAUAGGAGGCUCGGUGUUAGUUAGCUGGUUUUAAAAACAAAAAAAAACACUUUACAAGGAAUUAACACGAUGUGAUUUCGGGACAAUGCCCCCCACCUGUCAACCCCGGCCAGGCUGUCCCUCUCCUGGGCUGUCAGUGUCGGAAAGUCCUCCUCUGUUUCACUCGCUUUUCCCGCCGCCAUUUUCUUUUCCUCAUCACCACCAGCAGAAGCCGAGCCGAGACUCCGAGCAGCAGCAGCGCAGGCAGCGACGGCGACAGACACGCUGCACGAUUGCAUGGAAGGGAAAAAAACCACCACGCAGAGACGACCGCUUCGCUCCACCGAAUCGAACCCGAGCGAAGCAAAAGGCCAAGAGGAGCCAGACAGUGAAGAGGAGGUGUACGAAGUGGUUGACCUGACAGAAUAUGCUCGGAGGCACCAAUGGUGGAGCAGGGUGUUUGGGAACAACUCAGGCCCGUUAACGGAGAAGUACUCUGUGGCAACCCAGCUCAUGAUGGGAGGCCUGACAGGGUGGUGUGCUGGUUAUGUCUUCCAGAGAGUUGGGAAGGUAGCAGCAACUGCGGUCGGUGGAGGGUUUCUACUUCUACAGAUUGCCAACCACAGCGGCUACGUGCAGGUGGACUGGAAGAAAGUGGAGAAGGAUGUGAACAAAGCAAAGAAACACCUGAAGAAGAAAGCCAACAAAGCAGCACCUGAAUUAAACACAUUUAUUGAGGAGGCCACCGAUUUCAUCAAGAGGAACAUCGUCUUGUCCAGUGGCUUUGUGGGAGGAUUCUUCCUGGGUUUGGCCUCGUAAAAACUACUGAAUUCAAUCACGACAUAGAUGGCUUUCAUCCACCAUCAGUUACCUAGGGUGUUAUUUCGAAUAUCAAAUUGUGGUCCAUGGUUAGUUGUGUCAGUUGCUGUUAUUUCCCAUGUACAUUUGUGGAUUACCUCACCAAUCUUUAGUUGUUUCAUGGGCAAAAUGCUGGUUUGUAACAACUAAAAUGGACAGCACUGAUGGUUGAAUGAAAACAAGUUUUAAGCUGCACUGGAGUUCGUAUUGCCAUGAAACAUGAUCAGAAUUGUUAUUUGUAAUAGUUUGAACUGUGCCAACCGUAUUACAUGUAUUUAUUGCUUUAUCCUUCAAAUAUCUCCAUGCAGUGAUGGCAGAAUGGGAAUCUGGCCAGGCUCCCUCAUGCAUUCAGUAAUGUGCACACCAGCGCUGGUCACUUUGCGAACAUCUCUUUUUUUUUUUUUUUGCCUUAUUACAUUAUGUUGUACCAUAUUAUGUUGUUUAUUGCUUCUGCUGGGUUACUUACGUAUUUUGUGAUAUGUGAAUUUUGUUUUUUUACUUUGCCAAGUUGUCUGGAUUCAAGCAAAAAUCAUGUUCACUUUUGUAAACGGCAAUGAAUACAAGGAAAUAAAUUC